This is a messenger RNA of Austrofundulus limnaeus, 1234 nucleotides long. RefSeq names its product OVCA2 serine hydrolase domain containing (gene ovca2). Gene Ontology annotation, biological process: response to retinoic acid. Gene Ontology annotation, cellular component: nucleus; cytoplasm. The coding region runs from base 358 to 1032 and encodes 224 amino acids. The transcript has 2 exons. The record is from RefSeq and is a predicted model, not a curated record. NCBI's taxonomy places the organism in Eukaryota, Metazoa, Chordata, Actinopteri, Cyprinodontiformes, Rivulidae. Gene Ontology annotation, molecular function: hydrolase activity.
GUGUGGGGUGUCUUUGUACAGUCAAAUACACAAAAACAGUAACACAACUAAUAAUCUCAUUUGAACAAUGUCUGUAUUUCUCACAAUAUCUGUCUGUAGUAAAUAUUCUAACAAAGGCUUUUACUUUGAAAAGAAAAACCGGAAAAGCCAUUAUUUUAGCCAUUAUUUCCGGUUAAACUUGAAUCUGCUGCAGCUAUUAAUAAAUUGUAUCAAUUUCACGCGUUUAGAAAGGGCUUCUUGUCGUUCGCAAUUUCUAUUAUUUAUCUAAUUAAUAAGUUAGAGUUGUUUCACCAUAACAAAGAUUUAUUUGAUGUUUUUAGCUGCUACAGCCUCGGCAGCAGGUUUCGGUAAGCUGUCAUGGCUCCUCUCCGGAUCCUGUGUGUUCACGGUUACCGUCAGAACGGCAGCUCGUUCCGUGAAAAGACCGGGGCUCUGAGGAAGCUGCUGAAGAAACAGGUGGAGCUGGUUUUCAUGAACGCGCCGCUCACCGUGCAGCAAGGCAGCACCGAAGACGCAGAGGUCCCAAACAAGGAUAAUUCUGGACCCAAMGUGGACGAGGACCCCAGGGGUUGGUGGUUUUCUGACAUCCAGGCUAAGAGUUUCAGCGCUCAGCAGCAGUGUGAGGAGAGCCUCGGCCUCGACGACAGCGUGGUGGCCGUGCGCGAAGCCGUGGCGGCCCAGGGCCCGUUUGACGGCAUCCUGGGCUUCAGYCAGGGAGCGGCGUUCGUGGCCAUGCUGUGCGCUCUCCAGGAGCAGAGCCUGGAGCCUCGCUUCAACUUCCGCUUCGCCRUCCUCGUCGCCGGUUUCCGCAGCGCCUGCAAGGAGCACGAGAGGUUCUACGCGACCCCGCUGCAGAUCCCGUCCCUGCACGUGUUCGGGCUGGAGGACAGAGUGAUCCCCGACGACAUGAGCCGGGAGCUCCUGCCCGUCUUCCACGACCCUCAAGUCCUCGAACAUCCCGGGGGACACUUUGUUCCGGCUGCGUCCGCUCACAGACAAACGUACCAGGACUUCCUCAAGAGGUUCCAGUGAGAACGAUGAUAAAGUGACAUCAAGUCAGUGAAAACCUGCAGCAGAGGGAGACUAAUGUUUGUUUUACUGAUACAUUUCUGUUUGACACAGCUGCUUCCAGAUCAUCGAUAUUAUGCUUUUCUUUAAUGGCGUCAUUCAAAAUAAAUGUCAUUCUUCUCAGGGAAAACAUCUUAAAAAAAUAAUAAAUAAUAUUAUUUAAGAA